Messenger RNA from Closterium sp. Yama58-4, 2445 nucleotides. Lineage: Eukaryota; Viridiplantae; Streptophyta; Zygnematophyceae; Desmidiales; Closteriaceae. The record is from the annotation of a GenBank genome assembly.
AUGAGGAGCCUAGUACUUGUGGUUGCUGCAAUUUUCACAGUCUUCGCACGCUUCGGCGUAGCAGCUGCCACUGAGACUAUUAACUACGACUGCUUCACGCCGUGCAAUAGCCCACAGAACGCGAAAGAUGUAGUUGCGUCCUGCGUCGAAGAUUGCGCGCUGUGCGUUGCGACGAGUAGUGGCUGCAGUUUUAGCUUCAAGCCCAUUUGGGUUGAUGCGGCCAACACUGGUCAAGUGUACCAGGGAGGCCAGUGCAAUAAGUCAUGCGGUCUUUCGUGGUGGAGCUGGCUGCUCAUUGCCAUCUCCAUUUUGUUGUUCGUUGUUCUCAUCGCGUUCAUUAUCUACCGCUGCUGCUGCAGCAAGACCAAUGAGUGGCGACCGCCAGUCGCGGGGCGCCAGUCGCGGAUCGCCAGGUCGCUAGCGAUGGGGGGUCCCGCCUUCGAUCUUCUCGCGAAUCCGCUGGGAGCGGUGCGCGUCCUCUUCGACCGCGAGGUCCACCGGCUCCGCAGCGCCGCACAAACCGGCGGACAAGGCGGCGGCGAUGGCGGAGGCGCGCAGGAGGCGAUAAAGCGGCAGCUGGCGGAAGGGGACUGGGGAGUUCGCACGCUCGCUGACGAAUUCUUGUUUCGCGAUGGGAACAUAGAUAAGGUGCCCGAGAUCAACUCAGUGGGCGUGGAUCACGUGCCGGUGGGCUCUCUUGUCCGAUUCCGAGGCAUGGUACAGGACAUGUGGGGCACGGAGUUUUAUCAGGGCCUCUACAAACGAAGCAGACAGCCCCCAUCCGCUUCCCCCUCUGUCUCCUCCGCCCCCCCCUCUCCCCCCUGGCGCACCACCAAGUACACUGAUGGGGACUGCGCGGGGGGGAUGGGGGGAGAUGGGGCGGACGGGUUGGGGGAAGCGGGGAGCGAAAGGGUGACGGAUUUUGGCAGUAUUUGGGAGAGGCGGCUGCUGUACUGUGUGCCUUGUUUGGACGCGGAAGGCAGGACAGCUGCCGGUGAAGCGACCGACUCCAAGCGACAGGCCACCGCCGCAGUUACUAACACCACAGGGGCUGCCAACCUCACCAGCAGCAGCAACACCCCUGCACAGCCCAGCAGCACUGCUGCUGCUGGCGACACCCCUCCGUUCGUGGAUCUACACUUCCCUCUCGGGCCCUCUGCUGCUGCUUCUCCCCAUGGGCACCCCCUUCUACCCUGCAUCGUCAAGCUGUACGACAGUGUGGAAUCCCAAGUAAAGCUCAACCAGGUGGUGGAGUUCGUGGGGGUGGUGGCACCACCAUCCGCUCCCACCGUGCAUACUGCCCACACAGCAGCACACGACGAAGGCACAGCCACAACCGCAGGUGCAGCGGCAACUGCAGGUGCAGGCACAGCGAUGGAGGUGGAGAUGAUGGGGGCUGACAUGGGCAUGGGAGCGUGCCCCUCCGCCUGUCUGCCCAGCAGCCAGGUGCUGCGCCUGCACUGCCUCACUUGGCGGAAGCUCCCCGACCUCUUUCAGCCUGCCAUGGAGCCAACUGUAGCGGCAGCAGGAGACAUCAGGGCGGCGCUGCUAUCCCGAUUGGCUGCUGCUCUGGGCGGCGACAGGCUGGCAGCAGAGUACCUGCUGUUGCACCUGCUGUCGCGGGUACACACGCGCAUAGAGCCCAUGCCUCUGGGUAAACUCUCCCUUAACCUCUCCGGCUUCCCAGAACCUUCCUCUGCCUCCACUCCCUCUCACCCCCCUCCUCCUCUCUCCUCCUCCCCUCCCUCACUCUCCCAAGCUGCCUCCCCCUCUCUCUCCGCCCUCACCUCCUCUCUCCAAACCCUCCUCCCAGCCACCGCCACUCUCCCUCUUUCCCUCGACACUCUUAACUCGCGCCGCCUCGCACCCCACAAAGACUAUACCUCUGACAGGCUAGUAUCUGGUGUGCUGCAGCUGCCAGCAGGGACGCACCUAACUAUUGACGAGACGGCUUUAAAGCCGGGACGGGUGACGGCGCUAGGGAGUCAGAACCUGCGGGCUCUUAAAGAGCUAUUGGAGUGGCAAAAAGUGGACUAUGAUUUUCAGUACUAUAAGAUGGAGAUGCAGAGUGACAUACCUGUACUCAUUCUCUCACACGCCACGUCACGCCUCCUGCCUGCUGACGUCAGCUUGCCUGUUCGGUGCACCGCGCCACCUCAGCCUGUGCGUGAGGACGAGCCGGACGUCGCCACGUGGCGGCGUUACAUAGGCUGCUGCCGGCUGUUAGAUCAUGAGAUCAAGGACGAUAUGCGGGAGCAAGUGGAGCGGGAGCUAGUGGCAGCGAGACAGGAGGACCCAUCUCUAGACUCCGAUACUUUCCACCGGUGGCUCACGUUGGCUCGCUUGGCCGCAGCAAGCUUUGGAGAGAGGGAGCUCUCGAGGGAGAGGUGGCAGGCAGUCAGGGACCUGGAGCAAGCCAGGGAGGCUCGUAACCGAGUGGUGUAG